AUGUCAACUCCUCCCCGUUCCCAACCGCCCCGAGUCUUCCUGCUCCAUAAGCCUCUUGCCCCCGCCCUGCGUCCCGAAACUGCUGACAGGCCUAUGCCAUUCAACACGAAUGUCUCUGUAUCACCUAUUUUACCCAAACAAAAGGCUUCAACUGCCUGUCGCGAGUGCAAGCGCUUAAAAUGCAAGUGUUCCAUCGGAAGCGGAACCACGGUGUGUGACCGAUGCAUCAAAAAUCAGACCCUUUGUGUCUUCGACCUAGACGAGGAUAUGCGACGGAAGCUAUCCCACAAGCGCAAGCUUAACGAACUGGAAGCAGAGCGUGGGUUUUUGCAGCAGCUGGUGAAUACGCUGCGCGACAGCUCCGAUGACAAGGCCCUGCAGCUGCUAGGUCUCAUCCGCAGUCAAGCACCCCCUGCCGAAUUACAGCUCUACAUUAAAAAUGCCAUGACCGAUGGGGUUCGGCAGCAGAGUCCCGUUGGGGCCGACAUGUACGACCGCACGCGAUCGCCAUCCAACACCAUAGACUUCCAUCGCCCAUCCCCACAUCGCGCUCUGACUAUCAAGCGACUGCACAGUUCUCCCGUCUAUCGCGUCCCCGCAGAGCCCUGGACGUCGGUCACCAAAUCCGAUGAAUUUGUAUCGCAUCUGGUCUCACUCUGGCUUACGUGGAGUCAGCCUUUCCAUAAUUGGAUCGAUCGUGACCUUUUCCUCCGCGAUGCUCAGGCAGCGAAUCUCAAUUCCCAGUGCUGUUCUCCGUUUCUGAUGAACUGCAUUCUUACAGAAGCAUGCUUCUAUUCAGAUCACCCAGAAGCGUACGCGGACCCUACCGACCUCAAUUCAAAGGGGCUUCAUUUUUACGAGGAGGCGAAACGAUGGUACGAUAGAAUGGAUGGUCAGCAUGACUUGACUACCUUGCAAGGCUGCGGGGUGUUUACCAUCUGCAAAGCUGCACUGGGAAAGGGCGAAGCUGCAUGGUGGCAUCUAGGUCAGCUUCGCAGUUUGGCCGCUGAUCACACAGAAACAUACUCGGAAUUAGCUCCUUUAACACCAGAGGGUCGUGCUGCGACUAAUGCUAUCUGGGGCAUAUAUAAUAUCUCAGUAACUACCUCGAUCACAUGGAUGAAGUAUCUCGCAACUACUCAGCCAGAUCGACCUCUUCUCCCAUGCGACCACGGCCCUGCUGAGACCUGGGUUCCGUAUCCACGCGAAGCCAGUCCCGUUCAGUCACAUAUCGCUUGUGUGUUCAACAACCUCUGCGAGCUCAGCACCAUCAAUACGGAUGCGAGUGCACUAGUCUUUGGCAGUGGCCAGAUACCGCCCCCAGAUAGUCUUCCGCGCACUUUGCAGAAAAUACGGGCAAGAUUAGAUGGAUGGAGAGAUAAUUUGCCGGAGUGUCUUACUCCGGAAAAGGUUACAGUACCGCAUGCUCUUACUUUACACAUGGUUUACCACGCAAGUAUCAUGAAUCUUUGGGGAUCCCUCAAGGGGCCAAGUGAUGCUGCUAAGGCCGGCACCGAAGGCAUGACGUUUGCAGCGAGAGAAGUCUGCCUGGACGCGGCGAAAUCCGUUGUUCAGCUCCUCCGCAUUUAUCGCGCGAAGUGGGGGAUUGACUACAUGUGUCUUACCACCGUAAGUUGCCUGAGCACGGCGCUUUUCACUUUGCUAAGCGAGCUCGGUGACCUGGGGCGUAAGAGCGCCUUCGCGGAGCUCUGCGUAGUCGCCCGUGCCUGUUCCCGCAGGUGGCCCCUGAUGAAGGGCCUCAUGCGCAUGUUGCAGCUUUCAGCGCGGAAAAACCAUGUGAGUCUUCUCCCAGAGACCCACGCGCUGUUUGUUGACUUCGAAGCAACCAUAUGGGAGAGACAUGAUGACGAGCGCUUUAAGAGUAUUUAUCCCAACUUUUGCAUCUAG
This is a messenger RNA of Aspergillus luchuensis, 1908 nucleotides long. Its product is annotated as Zn(II)2Cys6 transcription factor. Gene Ontology annotation, molecular function: DNA binding; DNA-binding transcription factor activity, RNA polymerase II-specific; zinc ion binding. Bases 1 to 1908 code for a protein of 635 amino acids. The record is from RefSeq and is a predicted model, not a curated record. The transcript has 6 exons. Lineage: Eukaryota; Fungi; Ascomycota; Eurotiomycetes; Eurotiales; Aspergillaceae. Gene Ontology annotation, biological process: DNA-templated transcription; regulation of DNA-templated transcription.